Messenger RNA from Carlito syrichta (Philippine tarsier), 1861 nucleotides. It is a transcript of the gene DBR1, whose product is annotated as debranching RNA lariats 1. The record is from RefSeq and is a predicted model, not a curated record. Lineage: Eukaryota; Metazoa; Chordata; Mammalia; Primates; Tarsiidae. Gene Ontology annotation, molecular function: RNA lariat debranching enzyme activity. Gene Ontology annotation, cellular component: nucleus. The transcript is spliced from 8 exons. The coding region runs from base 15 to 1658 and encodes 547 amino acids. Gene Ontology annotation, biological process: mRNA splicing, via spliceosome.
CCCGGGCCGGCAGGAUGCGGGUGGCCGUGGCCGGCUGCUGCCACGGCGAGCUAGACAAGGUGUACGAGACGCUGGCGCUGGCGGCGCAGCGCGGCCCGGGCCCGGCCGACCUGCUGCUGUGCUGCGGCGACUUCCAGGCGGUGCGCAACGAGGCCGACCUGCGCUGCAUGGCGGUGCCGCCCAAGUACCGCCGCAUGCAGGCCUUCCACCGGUAUUACUCUGGCGAGAAAAAGGCCCCGGUUCUCACCAUCUUCAUUGGGGGAAACCAUGAAGCCUCAAAUCAUUUGCAGGAGCUACCCUAUGGUGGCUGGGUGGCACCAAAUAUUUAUUAUUUAGGUUUGGCUGGUGUGGUAAAAUAUCGAGGAAUAAGGAUUGGUGGAAUUUCCGGUAUCUUUAAGUCUCAUGACUAUCGAAAAGGUCAUUUUGAGUACCCUCCUUAUAAUUCAUCUACAAUAAGGAGCAUAUAUCAUGUGAGAAAUAUUGAAGUCUAUAAGUUAAAACAGCUGAAGCAGCCAAUGGAUAUAUUCUUAUCUCAUGAUUGGCCACGAAGUAUAUAUCAUUAUGGAAAUAAGAAGCAACUUCUUAAGACUAAGUCUUUUUUCCGACAAGAAGUGGAAAAUAACACAUUAGGAAGUCCUGCUGCCUCGGAGCUAUUAGAGCACCUGAAACCCACUUACUGGUUUUCUGCACAUCUUCAUGUGAAGUUUGCAGCCUUGAUGCAGCAUCAGGCAAAAGACAAAGGAGAGAUAGCCAAAGCAACCAAAUUUUUAGCCUUGGACAAAUGCUUACCACAUAGAGACUUCCUUCAGAUACUAGAAAUAGAACAUGACCCCAGUGCUCCUGACUACUUGGAGUAUGACAUCGAGUGGCUCACUGUCCUCAAGGCCACGGAUGACCUUAUUAAUGUCACUGGACGCCUGUGGAAUAUGCCCGAGAAUAAUGGCCUGCAUGCAAGGUGGGAUUUUGGUGCCACGGAAGGAGCCAUGAAGGAAGUACUGGAAAAAUGGGAUCAUGACCUCAGGGUUCCAUGUAACUUCAGUGUAACAGCAGCUUGCUAUGACCCCAGCAAGCCACAGACACAAAUGCAGCUGAUUCAUAGCAUCAGUCCUCAGACCACUGAAUUUUGUGCCCAGCUUGGCAUCACAGACAUCAACGUCAGGCUUCAGCAGUCCAAAGAAGAAUGUCACUUAUGUGAAGAUGAAGAGCAGGAUGUUGUGGACAGUAGUGACUCUGGAGAGGACCGGAGUGCAUAUAACACAGACACAUCUGCCCUGUCCUCUUUUAAUCCAGAUGAAAUACUGUUAGAGGAAGGCGAGGAAGGCGACGAUGAGGGAAGCCUUGUAAGUGCACCUAGUGACGUGAAUACCCCUUCUGUAGAGCCUUCCUCCGAUCAAGCUUCUGACUUUUCUGCAAGUUUCUCUGAUGUCAGAAUCUUGCCAGGUUCCAUGGUUGUGUCUUCUGAAGAUACCCUGGAAUCCCCAGUCGCUAGGGAGGGGAAACCUGGGGAGACAGUGGAGUUGGGGGAUGCAGAGAACUUAACCCAGGGGCCAUCGAAGAGGCUGAGUGAUGAGCAUGAACCUGAGCAAAGAAAGAAAAUUAAGAGGAGGAAUCAAGCCAUCUAUGCCGCAGUAGAUGAUGAGGAGGGGGAGGCAGCUUAAGGCAAUUAAUCGGCUUAGUUCCCUGUGUGGAUCUGAUUUUUGAGACAAUAUUUUAGAAUGAGGUUUUUAUAGAAAGACUUAACUUUGUACUAAUGAAAUCACUUGGGAGAAUUUUAGUUAGGUAUUGACUUUACCUUUAGGUCUUUGUUUUGUUUUUUUGUUUUUGAAUUGGAGUCUCACUCUGUUGCCCAGACUGGAGUGCA